Schizosaccharomyces japonicus yFS275 is the source of this 3061-nucleotide messenger RNA. Its product is annotated as gamma tubulin complex Spc98/GCP3 subunit Alp6. The coding region runs from base 270 to 2615 and encodes 781 amino acids. Gene Ontology annotation, biological process: microtubule cytoskeleton organization; microtubule nucleation; mitotic spindle assembly. Gene Ontology annotation, cellular component: gamma-tubulin complex; gamma-tubulin small complex; equatorial microtubule organizing center. The transcript has 5 exons. Gene Ontology annotation, molecular function: gamma-tubulin binding. Lineage: Eukaryota; Fungi; Ascomycota; Schizosaccharomycetes; Schizosaccharomycetales; Schizosaccharomycetaceae. The record is from RefSeq and is a predicted model, not a curated record.
CAUUAAUGAAGAUUAUCUUUUUUUUUUGCUGCAAAUCUCGGCAUUGAGUCUUCUCAAAAACAAUAGCUUUAUUAAAGAAAGUGUGCAGGUGUCCAGUGCAAUCGAAUGUUAAGUAAGGUAUCUAGUUUUUGUUGUUUUACUAUUAUGUAUUCCUAGUACGCGACCUGUCUUGGAUCCUCAGACCUUACAAAAGGCCAGCUAUUCCGAAGUAGAGGAUUCGAGCCCAGAGCUCAAUUGAUCGCAUCGGUGGUCGAACAAACGUUACCGUAAUGUCUAAUAGCCGCGUUCAAACAGCUUUAUCACGACUUGCUGUUAAAGUUCUUCGAACCGAAAAAGAUAACCCAGAAAAAUCGUCAUUUGAACGGGUAUUUAAGCAUUUUCAAGAAAUAACUGAAUGUACCUAUGAUAAAUACAGUAUUCUUGAUUUUGAUGAACUAAUAGCCUUAAUUUAUCAAUCAGUACAGAGAAAUGGAUACUCUUCAGAGAUAUUAGUUCGUCUCUCAAACCUAUUCAGCAGACUUCGUACCCAGUCUGUGAUUAAGCAAAAAUCAGCGGUAUUGUAUAUGUUGAGCCUUCUUUCUCCAUUAAUAUCAAAGUCGAAAAGUACUGCACCUGUGCAUAAGAUACCUCGUCAAAACAACUUGGUGAACGCCCCUAUUUCGGUGUCUCCUAGGAUUGGCAAAACUACUCUUGCUACGAAUGCAACAGAGCGGCAAAUUCUAUCAUGUGUUCCAUUUAUGCUUCAGGGGAUUAGUACGACGUUUGUAACAUUUACAAAUCAAGAAGCACAAUUAUCAAAAAACAUCCCCCUUUCUUUUGUUGAAGCGGUUCGCAUGUUUUCAGAAUUGGGUUUACUUCAUCGUUUUUUUAAAGAUUAUACGGAGAGCUCACGGUCAAAUCCACAAAAUUUAGGCUUAAUCUUACAGAGUUUUAAGGCUGCUUUAACUGAAGAGUUGAUGCAGUUUCUGGGGUUGAUUGCUUCUUUAGAAUCUCAUAUACGAGCGGAUGAGUUGAACACUGAGAAAGUUGUUACCAUCAGGAAGUGUGCAGUUUGGACCAGUGAUGCGCUUUUACUCUUUCGAGUAUUUUAUUCUUUGAUUCACAGAAAACCAAAUCAAUCAGGUGUAUUGUUAUUAAACGCGAUAUAUCCUUUACGUAUACAUGGUGAUCCUUUCUUACGUGACCUGGGUGAGAAGCUACUGCAGAAAGUUUCUCGACCGUUUUAUGAAAUGGUAGAAUAUUGGGUCUACCGUGGUGAACUGAUUGAUCCACACAAUGAGUUCUUCAUUCGUGAAAAGGCCGAAAAUACGCAUGAUAACGACGUGCAGGGGACGGGUCGAAUUGUAUGGAAAGGCAAAUACUUUGUUGACGACUCGCUGAUUCCUGUAUUUAUUUCACCUAAUCUCGCCAACAAGAUUUUCCUAAUCGGAAAAAGUUUGAACUUUAUCAAGCACGGCUGUGGAGACCAACAGUGGAAUGAGGAGCAUGUCAAAACAUUAUCAAAAAAAUUAAGCUUCUGCGAUUCAAGACUGCUAGAAGCGCAUAUAGACGAAGCUUACGCCAAGUCUAACCGGCAUCUAGUAAAAUUGAUGGAAGACAAAUUUCAUCUAAGCACACACUUGGAAGCAAUAAAAAAAUACAUUUUGCUGGGACAAGGCGAUUUUGUUGUUUUAUUGAUGGAGAGCUUAGGUGAUUCUUUGGACGAGCCUGCCAACACGCUAUUUCGGCAUCAUUUAACUGCCUCUCUUGAGAGCGCAAUUCGGUCAAGCAAUGCUGCUUACGAACCAGAUUUUGUUCUUAAACGUCUUGAUGCUCGAUUACUUGAGCUUUCUCAUGGAGAAAUUGGAUGGGAUGUCUUCACUCUAGAGUAUCGUGUUGAUUCCCCCAUUGAUGUGAUUGUCACACCGUAUUACUCUAGACAAUAUCUUAAAAUUUUCAAUUUUCUUUGGCGCUUAAAACGAAUUGAGUUUGCUUUGUCACAUUCCUGGCGUCGUGGUAUACUCGGAGAACGAAAUGUACUCCGAAAUGUAACCUUGGUGCAAGCGGAAUGGCAUUUUGCGCGUUGUCACAUUGCUGAAAUGAUCCAUUUCGUCUGUCAAUUACAAUGUUACAUUUUAUCUGAGGUAAUAGAAGUGAAUUGGCAAGAACUUUUGGAAAAGCUUCAAAAAUCUUCAGCAACUUUGGAUACCAUUAUUGAGGCACAUCACAACUAUGUGACCAAUAUUACGCAAAAGGGACUACUAGGCAGCGGAUCCUCAUCUAGUUCUAAACCACAAUUUUUGGUCCAAUUGCAUGAGUUACUAAAAAACAUUCUCUCAUUUUUGGCCACUGUUGAUGUGUUAUAUACAUUCUCUGUAUCACUUGCAACAAAAGUUCAAACAGGUGCUACUUAUAAUGAGAAUGAUACACUACAGCACUUGGAGCCAAUACAAUCAGCGUUGAAAGAAAAAGCCUCCUGCUUUCAGACUUUGUUGAAACGCCUUUUACAUGGACUGGCGACACAACCAGAUCUUGAGAUGCGAUUUUUGAGUGUUCGAUUGAACUAUAAUGAGUUUUACUCAUUGCAUAAACGGCGAGCAAAACGUACAAACUCGGGAGCACGGCUUCCUUACUGACAAAAUGUUAUAGAAAUUUCAAGACCUGAGACGAAACGCACAAAAUUACACUGAUCGCGAUUGUUUUGCCUAGUGUUCCCUUAAAAAAGUAUGUUGAUCAUAACUGGCCCCAUUCUGCCUGCACCUUUGAUGAAAAUUAUUCCUUUCUAUCAAGCAAUUGUUUAUACAAGCCAGUAAGCAAUAGAAUAAUAUUGCGCUAAUUUACUAUGUUGGGACUCAUUUAUUAUGUUAAUGAUUAUAAUCUAUGAAACUAAGUUAAUUUUAAGCAGUUGAUAUUGAAUACCGGUACAUAUUGAUGAUGAGAAAAAAAAGAAAAAAGCACCCAAACAGCUCGUUUGCUAAGUGAAACAUUCAUUAUAAAACACGACUAGAAAACCAUUAUUUUCGUUUUUGUUUUUUUCUUUUCGUAUGCUGUGUCAUUCAUUUCGUUCUGUCCUACCCUUACU